GGGACACCUGGUGGACAAACAUAGACACGACAAGAAGAAUCACUAAAGCGCAGAGGAGCGACAAACAGCUGGAAAUACUUAAUGAAAAGGAUUAUCACGCACCAUAAAAACACUCAAUUUACAACAGUCUAACAGUCUUUUAUUAUCUGUCUGUAUAAUGUGACCUUAUGUGGCCAACAUUGUAAAUAUAAAGACCGCGGCUCUAUCGGACUGUUGAUCACGUGACACGAAAAGCGGGAACCGCUAGCUUAGACGACGUAAGCUUCAUGUUUGAUUAGCACUUAGCCGAGGACUUUAGUUUGGUGAUGUUAUAUGAAAAUAUUUCAGUUGUGAAGCAGCAAUGAGUUCAGUUCAGUAUCUGAGAGAGUUCAUUAAGGAGAGACUAACUGCUGUUGGUGAAGAAAUCUUCUCAGAGGUUCAAAAAACCAUCGUCCAGUAUGAGGAGGAGAUCAACCGUCAGCACAGACUGCUGGAUAUCAGCCGGAAACCCGACAGAAACUCACACAUCAUAGACCUCUCACAACAACAUGACUGUAAGGAAGAGGAAGGUCUGGAUGAGCAGCAGGUCUGUAACCAGGAGAGGAACUCCAGUCUGGACCAGGAGGACCCAGAGCCUCCACAGAUUAAAGAGGAACAGGAGGAACUCUGCAGCAGUCAGGAGGGAGAGCAGCUUGGACUGAAGCAGGAGACUGAAGGCAUUAUUGUCUGGACUGAUGAAGAGCGACUCACACUGCUGGAGACCAUCUGGAAACCAGAGUUAAAGUUGCACAGAAUAGACCCCACACAGCAGCAGGUCUGUGACCAGGAGGACCCAGAGCCUCUACACAUUAAACAGGAACAGGAGGAACUCUGCAGCAGUCAGGAGGGAGAGCAGCUUGGAGUGAAGCAGGAGACUGAACAAAAACUAAAGAGUGAGCAGCUCCUUUCUCACAGCUCUCCUGAAGCAGAGAGCCAAGAUCAAGUAGAAAGCCAGCAUGUUGAUUCAGGUUCAACUAGAAACAUGGAGCUGAAGCAGAGAAGACAUCACAGAAAGACAAGUCACGAUCAGAGAGUAGACAACACUCCUGCAUCAGACAGUCAGAGUAAAAUUGAAACACAGACAAAUGUUCUAAAAUGUGACAGCUGUGGAAAAACUUUUAACUCUAAAUCCGAUCUGACUUCACAUCAGAGAGUUCACACAGGUAAUAAAUCGUGUUGUUGUUGUUGGACCUGUAGGACAAAAUUCAGUCAGUGCUUGAAAAUUCACACAGGUAAGAAAUCACAUCCUUGUAGCACCUGUGGGAAGGAAUUCAAUCGGAAGUCAACACUGAAAACUCACAUAAGAACUCACACAGGUGAGAAGCCAUAUUCUUGUAGCAGCUGUGGAAAAAGAUUCAGUGAGAAAUCAACACUGACAAUUCAUACAAGAACUCACACUGGUGAGAAACCGUUUUCUUGCAGAACCUGUGGGAAAAGAUUCAGUGAGAAAUCAACACUGACAAUUCAUACAAGAACUCACACUGGUGAGAAACCGUUUUCUUGCAGAACCUGUGGGAAAAGAUUCAGUGAGAAAUCAACACUGACAAUUCAUACAAGAACUCACACUGGUGAGAAACCGUUUUCUUGCAGAACCUGUGGGAAAAGAUUCAGUCAGAAAUCAAAAAUGGUAAUUCAUACAAGAACUCACACAGGUGAGAAACCGUUUUCUUGUAGCACCUGUGGGAAAAGAUUCAGUCAGAAAUCAACACUGACAAUUCAUACAAGAACUCACACUGGUGAGAAACCGUUUUCUUGCAGAACCUGUGGGAAAAGAUUCAGUGAGAAAUCAAAAAUGGAAAUUCAUACAAGAACUCACACAGGUGAGAAGCCGUAUUCUUGCAGCACCUGUGGAAAGAAAUUCAGCCAAAACACACACUUAAAGAAACACAUGAGAAUUCAUACUGGUUGAAAUAUUCAUGCUUACAAAGUGUGAGACAGCUGUGAGUGAUUUCAAUGCAGUGAAAGCAGAGGCAGUGGCAGCUUGUCAAGUGUGCUAAUCUCCCUCCAGUCUGUUGGUGACCUCACUUAACAUUAAGAUAAAUCCUUCUGUUGUGAUUCUGUGAUUUAUCAAAUGUAAUUUUAAUGAUUAUAUUCAGUGAAAAGAUCAUUAUGUUUAAUGUGAACAAAAAGCUUUUAUAUGAAAUAAAACUUUGAACAAAA
Molecule: messenger RNA, 2178 nt
Organism: Oreochromis aureus
Lineage: Eukaryota; Metazoa; Chordata; Actinopteri; Cichliformes; Cichlidae
Product: zinc finger protein OZF-like
Exons: 3
Coding region: 341-1927 (528 amino acids)
Biological process (GO): regulation of transcription by RNA polymerase II
Molecular function (GO): DNA-binding transcription factor activity, RNA polymerase II-specific; RNA polymerase II cis-regulatory region sequence-specific DNA binding
Source: RefSeq, a predicted model, not a curated record